Messenger RNA from Beta vulgaris subsp. vulgaris (sugar beet), 1159 nucleotides. RefSeq lists its product as hypothetical. Lineage: Eukaryota; Viridiplantae; Streptophyta; Magnoliopsida; Caryophyllales; Amaranthaceae. The coding region runs from base 258 to 914 and encodes 218 amino acids. The transcript is spliced from 3 exons. The record is from RefSeq and is a predicted model, not a curated record.
UUACGGGAAAUCGAACCUAACUCAUGCUCCCAUAACACAAGACUAAAAAGGAGUUUGUGCUAAAAAAAAUUAGAAACUUGAAGAAUUUGAAUUGGAAUUGGAUCUGAAGAGACUGAAAGUGAAAAUUCAAAGACACCCCAAAAAAUACCCGCAGAAACCAAAAAGACCCAAAGAACACCCAAUUUCAAAUCAAACUUGUAGAAGAGAGAGAAUUCCACCGAAUCCAAAGAACAAGAAUAGGAGAGAGAAAAAAAACAAUGGCGUCUUCCACUGUACAACCUACAACAACUACUCCAAUUACAACAACAACAACAACAACAACAACAACAACAUUAAAUCCUCACGAAAAUCAAAAUCAAAUUCCAGUGGUACCAAAUCUCCCGCCACAACCUCCUUCUUCUUCUUCACUUCCAAAUAACAACAAUUACAGUAGUAAUUUCAACCCAAAGAAGAGAACUUUAGACUAUGAUUAUCUUUUUCAGAGCUCUCCUUACUUCAAGAUGCGUAUUAUUCUUAAAGAUCUUCGUCCACUUUUUCUUGAGGUUCUCCGUGCCCCUGAUCUUCAGAAGUGUGAAGCAUCCCGCAGUAUUCUAGAGAAAAUGAAGCUUAUGGUGGAUUUAUGUAGACAGCAGACAACUGAAAAUGUACCUCUAGCUAAAAGUUACAGCAGAGCAGGAAGUGCAGAUUUGGCUAGCGAGAGACAGGGUGGCAAUCAGAAGCCUGCAGAUCAGCCACCUCAAGAAAAGCGCUUCCCAGUUGGAAAUAGUCUCGAAAAGCCAAUGCAUGGCAGUAACCGAAUCCCUGGAACAUACAUUGUUGGUGGUUCCGCAUUUGGCUGGAAUUUUAUCACAUUUCAUGGAACUAAACCAGAGUAUUAUGGCAGAACUAAGGAGACAUUUCGAGCUGGUAAAUGAGUUGUAUUCUCAACUGUUGGAAGGAAAUUCUUUUUUAGCAAGCCAGCAUAUGUAUCUUGAACAGUUAUUUUUAGCCCUUUCACUUCAUUUUUGGUGGGGCAAAUUUUCGAAAGCUCCCUCCCCUACUUGUCUUUUUUCUUGGAUGAAUAUCAGUCUCGUUGCUGCCCCCAUCUCUUGUAAAUUGGGUUGGUCUACUUUUGAAGUGAGACUUCCACUGGUAAUCAAAGGAUGCUGCAUCCAAUUCA